This is a messenger RNA of Cladocopium goreaui, 471 nucleotides long. The record is from the annotation of a GenBank genome assembly. NCBI's taxonomy places the organism in Eukaryota, Dinophyceae, Suessiales, Symbiodiniaceae.
GACGGUAUUCAAAUUUCAAUUCAAAAUUUGCCAAAGCACAACGAAGAGAUGUUGGCCUUGAAGUUGGCUGUGGAAAAAGCUGAAAACAUGGCUCAGCAGGCAAAGAAGUUGGCAGAGAAGGAUGUCACCCUGGGCAUGGAAUCUCAGAGGAUCCUGGCAAGCACCGUGGGUGACAUGGACGCCGACAUUCGUGCAGAUAUGAGGCGUCAAAUGGCAAAGGUUCAGUCCGAUAUGAUGCUGGAGAUGAACAAGCGCCUAGAGGACACCCAGCAAAUAAGAGAACUCGAGGUUAGCCAGCGUGGAAUCACUAACAUCGACUCGCUGGAAUCCUUGGAGAAGAAACUGAAGAAGUUGGAAGAUGCGAAUUUGGAGUUGCGACUUGCAAAGUUGGAGGGAGUUGCCCAACGAGCAGCAAACUACAGCGAUGCAGGUGAUGCUACCCUCUUCACCACGUCUCGGCGUCCCUUGGGC